Molecule: messenger RNA, 1777 nt
Organism: Medicago truncatula (barrel medic)
Lineage: Eukaryota; Viridiplantae; Streptophyta; Magnoliopsida; Fabales; Fabaceae
Product: UPF0481 protein At3g47200
Exons: 2
Coding region: 61-1539 (492 amino acids)
Source: RefSeq, a predicted model, not a curated record
UUGUAUUUUCAUCAAGUUUGAAAAAGAUCAAUAUCCCUUAACCAUUAUCAUAUUGAAUCAAUGAUGACAUCCCAAACUACCCUUGAAAAAAAAAUUGUGGAGCUAGAAAAUUCAAAGCAAAUACCCCAAAAUUCACGACCAAAGAUACAAAGGGUGCAAGAGUAUCUAAGAAAUAGGAAAAACUUUGAGAAGCAUUACUCACCCAAGUUAGUGUCAAUAGGUCCUAUCCAUCAUGACAAUCCAAAUCUGAAGACAGGAGAGAAGUACAAGCUUAUGUGGGCCGCAAAAUACCUCGAGAAUAUAGGCCGCAAUCCACGCGAUCUACACAAAAAGAUUGCCGAUAACAUUAAUGAACUGAAGGGUCAUUUUAGCGAUGAUGUUUUAACUUUAACCGGCCAGUCUCUUGAAGACUUUGGUAGCCUUGAAGAAAAGCUGUCGUGGAUGUUGUUUGUGGAUGGAUGUUCUUUGCUACAUAUCUUGGAGAAAGCCAAGCUUCAUGUACCAGGGCAAAUGAAUAUUAAGGUUGAUCAACUGGUUCUUGUGAUGAUGGAUGUGCUUUUGUUGGAGAAUCAACUUCCUUAUGAAGUCCUCAAACUAUUGUGGAAAGAUAGCGACGAGAGUGAAUUGAUAAAAAGCAUGAAGAAUUUCCUCAAAUGUCAUCAUUGGGCCACACCAGAUAAUAAGAGGAACAGGAGGAAGCGACGCAAUCAAGAGACUAGCAAUAUAGUUCCAGACAAAACAGGAAAAGAACAACAUAGCGUAUUGAUAACGAAUGAGUCAGAGACACCAUCAGAGAAGGAGAAGGACAUGGUUCCAAAAAGAAAAGGAGAAGGAGAACAUAGUUUAUCAAUACGAAAUGAGUCACAGUUAGAGACACCCUUUCAUCUUCUUGAUCUUCAGCGUAAUAUCAUCCUCAUUACAUCUACAACCAAGAUUAACAAAGAGAGUUGGAGUCAGAAGAGUUCAGAUGAAAAGGUCAAGAUGAUGACAUACCGGAACAUACAAGAUCUAAGAGCUGUAGGAAUAAGACUUAAGUCAAGCAAGACACGAAGGCCAAGAGACAUAGAUUUCUCCGAAGGAUUGUUCGCUGCAGAACUGACUCUUCCUGAGAUCGUUGUGGACGACACUUCAGCCGCUACUUUCCUCAACCUGAUAGCAUAUGAGAUGUGUCCAGAUUUUGACAACGACUACGGGAUUUGUUCUUUUGCAGCUUUCAUGGACUCGCUUAUCGACAAUCCUGAAGAUGUCAAGUUACUAAGAUCAAAAGGGAUUUUGCUCAAUUCCCUUGGGAGUGAUGAGGAAGUUGCUGAACUUUUCAAUAUCAUAAGUACUGACUUGGUACCUAACUCAGAAACAUAUUUUGAAGUUAGAGCCAAAAUACAUGAUCAUUAUUGUAAUAGAUGCAAUACAUGGAUAGCAGAGGGUUUUCACACUUACUUCAGCAAUCCUUGGGCCAUUAUUGCAUUCAUUGCUGCGUUUACUGCCCUUGUUCUUACUUUCAUUCAAACAUGGUUUACGGUUAACCCGGCUAGCAAAUAAAGGUGGUUCGUUAUGGCAAUGUUGCUUUCAUACAAUUAAAAAUUCGUAACAAAAAUAGGUCGAGUAUGUGUUGGUAUUGCACCGUGCAUAAUAAUUGUCUUCUGGUAAGGCAAGUAGUGUACUUUACUUCUCUGUGGAUUGUUUUGAAUUUUUGCGUUAAGUUGGUGUGUCCCUUCAUGAGUCUUGACUAUGAGUAUCUCAGAAAUAAAGAGUGCCUUUUCUGUGUUGUUUGUUUGAA